Molecule: messenger RNA, 6083 nt
Organism: Syngnathus typhle (broad-nosed pipefish)
Lineage: Eukaryota; Metazoa; Chordata; Actinopteri; Syngnathiformes; Syngnathidae
Gene: zmiz1a
Product: zinc finger, MIZ-type containing 1a
Exons: 25
Coding region: 617-3928 (1103 amino acids)
Biological process (GO): regulation of transcription by RNA polymerase II; protein sumoylation
Molecular function (GO): SUMO ligase activity; zinc ion binding
Source: RefSeq, a predicted model, not a curated record
AAACGUGACGCUAUUGUGUUGCAUUUGUCUCUCCGGGAAGCCCACUCCUACUCCCCGGUAGCCGGUAGAGGCUGCCGUCCACCGGCUCGACAAGGCAGACAGACAGGCAGACAGACAGACAGACAGUCCUUGUGCUGAUGCGGGGGUGUGGAAGGGGGAAGUCCGCCUCACAUUUUCCUCCUCGCCGCUGUGCCCGGUCCUCUCCUCGGCGGUGGUAACCGAAUAGCCCCGUGUAAUCUGACACUUCAACUUGCCGUGCUCCACGGUAGUUGAUUCAGUCACUCAGUUGCACCGUGUGCUCGGAGGAGCAGCUCGAGAGAGGGAGAGAAAAGCACGCACGCGGAGGCUUUUUUAUUUCAGCGUCGCGGAGGAACGACGACUCGCUUCUCGGAACCCCCGAAGCUGCAACUCGGCCACUUGAGGAGUAGUCAGCGAGGGACCGCGCGAGGAAUACAUGAGGGGUCGGGGCCGCGAAGGUGCAGCGGCAGCACCGACAAGAAGCGGGCCUGUGAUCGAUGAGGAUUAAGGCGCCCAUUUGGUCAAAGUGAAACGCGGGAUCGCCCUCCUCCACCGAUCAACGUUCGAAGUUUCAUGGAGUCCCGGUAGAAGCGCCAAGAUGAACACGCUACCAUCCAUGGACCGGCACAUCCAGCAGACCAAUGACAGGCUGCAGUGUAUCAAACAGCACUUACAGAACCCGGCCAAUUUCCACUCGGCGGCCACGGAGCUGCUCGACUGGUGCGGAGAUCCCCGGGCCUUCCAGCGACCUUUUGAACAAAGCCUCAUGGGAUGCUUGACGGUGGUGAGUCGCGUGGCGGCGCAGCAAGGCUUUGAUUUGGACCUUGGCUACCGGUUGCUAGCUGUGUGUGCAGCCAACAGGGACAAAUUCACCCCCAAAUCUGCCGAAACCAGCACCUGCAGGAGAUGUCAGACUGACUCAGCCCUGCUGUCGUCGUGGUGCGAGGAGCUGGGUCGUCUGCUCCUGCUGCGUCACCAGAAGAACCGGCAGAACGAAUCGCAGGGGAAAGUGCCCAUGCAGCCCGGCAUGAACAGCAUGAAGGCUGGCCUCACGCACAGCGAUGGCUCCUUCCCCUACGACUCUGUCCCCUGGCAACAAAACCCGAACCAGCCCCCUGGGUCAUUGUCUGUGGUUACAACAGUGUGGGGCGUCACCAACACAUCGCAGAGCCAGGUUCUGGGGAACCCGAUGGCCAACAGCAAUAAUCCCAUGAAUCCCGGCGGCAACCCCAUGGCGUCGGGGAUGUCGGCCAGCGCGGGGGGGCUCAACUCUCCGCAGUUCAGCGGGCAGCAGCAGCAGUUCCCCAGCAAAGGCGGCUCCAACCAGCAGUACAUGCAGCAGGGCAUGUACAGCAGGCCCGCAUAUCCCGGAGGUCCUGGAGGAUACAGCGGCAGUUACUCUGGAGGCCCCAACCCCCCUCCUGGAGGUAUGGGCAUGGCCUCCCACACGCGUCAAUCCGGCGACUUUACGCAACCGGCCGCUGCCGCCGCCGCCGCUGCUGUCGCUGCGGCUGCUGCUACGGCGACCGCCACGGCAACGGCCACUGUGGCGGCGCUACAGGAGACGCAGAAUAAAGACAUGAACCAGUAUGGACAGAUGUGUUCAUCCUUCCAAAUGGGUCCCGCUCAGGCCUAUAACAGUCAGUUCAUGAACCAGCCAGGUCCACGAGGACCCCCCGGAGGGAUGAAUCCCGCCAGCAUGGGUUCGGGGAUGAACAACCCCAACAUGAGCGGGCCUCCCAUGGGCAUGAGUCAGGCCCGGACCCCCGGCAUGGGACCUUUCGGAGCUCACGGCCAGCGGAUGCCCCAGCAGGGCUACCCGGGGGGACCUCGGCAAGGCAUCCCCAUGCAGGGGAUGAAGCGGCCGUAUCCCGGCGAGGCCGGCUACGGGGGUCAGUAUGGACCUAACAGUCAGUUCCAGCCACAGCAGGGACAGUACCCGACUCCCAACGCUUCUCGACCCUUGCCUUCGCCCAACUACCCGGGCCAGAGGAUGCCCGUCCAGCAGGGCCAAGGACAGUACCCACCUGGCAUGCCCAUAGGCCAAUACUACAAGCAAGAGCCGUUUAACGGGCAGAGCACCAACUUCUCGGGUGGCGGCUACUCAUACGGGCAAGGAAAUGGGCCCCCCAGGCCCGGUAACUACCCUCACUCGCCAGUACCUGGCAACCCCACACCACCCAUGACGCCCGGUAGUAGCAUUCCACCAUACUUGUCGCCAAACCAGGACGUGAAGCCCCCGUUCCCACCUGACAUGAAACCAAAUAUGACAGCGCUUCCUCCUUCUAUUACCAACGAGGAGCUGCGGCUGACCUUCCCGGUCCGGGACGGCGUGGUGUUGGAGCCCUUCCGCCUGGAGCACAACCUGGCUGUCAGCAACCAUGUCUUCCACCUGCGGCCGUCCGUCCACCAGACCCUCAUGUGGAGGUCAGACCUGGAACUGCAAUUCAAGUGCUACCACCACGAGGACAGGCAGAUGAACACCAACUGGCCGGCGUCGGUCCAGGUCAGCGUCAACGCCACGCCGCUCACCAUCGAGCGAGGCGACAACAAGACCUCCCACAAGCCCUUGCACCUGAAACACGUGUGCCAGCCGGGAAGGAACACCAUCCAGAUCACCGUCACCGCCUGCUGUUGCUCGCAUCUGUUUGUGCUGCAGCUGGUCCACAGGCCAUCUGUGCGCUCCGUCCUCCAGGGGCUCCUAAAGAAGAGGCUCCUUCCCGCGGAACACUGCAUCACCAAAAUCAAGAGGAACUUCAGCAGUGUGGCAGCCUCGGCGGGCAGCACCACCCUCAACGGGGAGGACGGCGUCGAGCAGACGGCCAUCAAAGUGUCGCUCAAGUGUCCCAUCACCUUCCGCCGCAUCCAGCUCCCGGCGCGAGGCCAUGACUGCAAACACGUGCAGUGCUUCGACCUGGAGUCUUACCUGCAGCUAAACUGUGAGAGAGGCACAUGGAGGUGUCCAGUUUGCAAUAAAACAGCAUUACUAGAAGGUCUCGAAGUGGAUCAGUACAUGUGGGGUAUCCUCAACGCCAUCCAAAAUUCAGAGUUCGAGGAGGUCACCAUCGACCCGACGUGCAGCUGGCGGCCCGUGGCCAUCAAGUCUGAGCUGCACAUCAAAGAGGACCCCGACGGGCCGGUGGCAAAGCGCUUCAAGACCAUGAGCCCCAGUCAGAUGACCAUGCCCAACGUGAUGGAAAUGAUCGCCCAGCUAGGGCCCGGAAGCGGGCCAGGGGCCGGCCACGGUGCUGGACCCGGUCCCAGCCCUUAUCCCCCGCAUCAUCCCGGCCAACAUGCUAGUGGGAAUGGAGGAGAUUACCCGGGAGCAGGCCACCCUUACCACAGCCAAGGGAACUUUGACUUCCCUCAUGGGAACCCAUCUGGAGGCGGUGGUGGAGGAGGAGGGGGAGGAGGAAUAGGGGGUCCCCCUAUGAGUGACUUCAUCCACGGCCCGCAGCUUUCCCACCCGCCAGAUGGGCCUAGCGGUCUUCUGUCCCAGGACAAGUCCCUCAACCACGGCAUGAAUGACACGAUGUCCCAUCCCGAUCCGUCCCAUAACUCCAUGCAGCCGGGCUUGCAUGCUUCUCCCCACCCCGGUGGCCUAUCGGGGCCCUCCCUGCAUCACGGCGGCAACGGCCAAUCGGGGCCGCCCUUGCAUCACGGCGGCGGUGGGCCGUCGUCGUCGCAGCCGCCUCGCCCGCCGCCGCAGCCUCAGCCGCCCGGCCAGAACGCUCACCCGCACGCCGAUCUGACGUUUAACCCCUCGUCAGAUGGCCCGGACAUGCCCGAACCUUCGCUGGAUCUGCUUCCAGAGUUGGCCAACCCGGACGAGCUCCUCUCGUACCUGGAUCCUCCCGACCUUCCGGCCAACAGCAACGAUGACCUUCUCUCCCUCUUUGAGAAUAACUAACCUGACCCCGAUCCCCACUUCCUCCUUUGGAGCUCACCUCACAGGGCGACGCGUUUGACUGUCCGGUCCACAGACCCGUUGCCCGCCUCCCACUUUGACACUUGAGACUGCUUCCUAUGCGCACACGUGCACACUGUCUUUCUAGAAGAUGUGCUGCAUUGGACGGUGGAAAGAGAAAAUAAAAAAGAGGGGACGGUAACGCCGCUCAUCCCGGCACGUCUUUUUGUGUAAAGUCCACCAACAACAUCCCAGGCCUAAAAGAAAAAAGGCAACAUCAUGCAUAUGUAUAUACUUGAUAUACAUGUCUAUGAUACCUAAUCAAGUGUGCAGCUAUUACUAUCAUCACCUGUAAACGACAAAAGCCAGGAGACAAGGAAAAGCUUUUCUUUUUUUUUCUUUUUAUUUUAUUUUAUAUCUAAGCAUGAUUUGGCUUUUGUAGGAAAAAAAAUCUUGUGUGUGUGUUUUCGUCCACUUUUUCAAACGUGUUCUUCCAAGACGGCAGCACAUGCCGCGACCUUUGAACCCCCCCUUCCCCCUCCAGAGUGCACACGGCAAAUGGAGCGCACGACCUCACUGAACGGACGAGUGCUCGUGUGGUUGUGUGUGUGUGUGUGUGUGUGUGUUGUGGUCAUCCCGCCUGCAGCAUAUGUAAAAUGGGGAGCAAAUCCGCCGCCAUGUUCUUCUUCCACCCCGCAGACGCUCUAUUUAUUAUCACUUGUCACUCUUCCACAUCUUUUUUUUUUUCUUCGCAAUUGUGCCAAUGUGUAAACAUUGUUUAUCCAAUCUAUAUUUAUUGCUUUAGUACAUCUGUCAUUUUUUCUACAUCGUUGUCAUUGUCUUGUGCUUUUUUUUUUCCUCCUCUCCGUCCCGUGUCACCAAAGCUGAUAUUUCCUAUUUUUUGUUACUAUUUGAAUGCAACAUCUGCAGUCAUACAGCCUCCUUCCUUUAUUUGUGCGUGCACAACUGUUGUAUAUACGCUUUGUGAAUACUUUGUGACUGUGCAGUGAUGUGCCCAUCGAUUACUGUCAACUAGACAUGGUACUGUGUGUCACGCUCACUCUCACACACAGACACACACACAAAUACUGUACUCACAAACCCACUUCCGGACUGUUCCAAAUGCACUCUGGCCUUGUAUCGUGUGUGUCAGUGUAUACCCCCCCCCCCCCCCCUUGUCAUCCUUUCAUUUUUGUUUUUAAUUUUAAAUGUCAUGUGUUGGUAUUGUGUCUAAAAUAUGUGUAAAAGCAGCUUAGAGGUCCAAAUCCCCAUCUUCUCCCCAAAAAUAGUAUAUAUAGUAUACAUAUAUACAUUAAUUGGAUACUAUUAAACAAGAAAAUGUUCGUUGCAAAAAAUGCCUACAUUUUGUGUAUUUUAACCACAAUUCUUUUUUCCCUUCUCGUUUGAUGCAGUCAGUGAAGUUCAAAAUAUAUUUGUUUUCACCCCAUUAUAGUUUUUUUUUUUAAAAAUCCUUUUUAUGCAAACCAAAUAUGAUUUACUUUACUUGUCGAAUAUUCCUUUGAGUUUCAAUGUAAGACGAUGCACUGCCGCAUUGGGAUACGCCCUACACAGUCAUGUUUGCAUCCAAAUUGGACUGUCCACUUUUAGCCAAUGAAAGAAAAAUUCAUGCAAAAGAAAAACGCAAGAGUGGAUUGCGAGGUUGUGACUGUAAGGGGAUGUGCGUGCGUGCGUGCGCGCGCAUGUGUGUAAAUAAUGUAAAUGACAAAUAGAGACCCAUUAACAGAAAUGUAUUCAUUUUUCUCCAGAGGGAGUGUGCAUAGUGUAUUUAGAAUUUGUAAAGCUUGCAUCCUCCUGUCAGACGUCCCAAUUGAAAUCAUGUUUGACGAUCGCAGACCUCGCUCACCUCGCCUGUUCAUUGAUGUAAAUGACUUUAUGUAAGCCCUCCCUUGCAUGGAGGGGGGGCCCACGACACAAAAUACAUUUUUUUUCCCCUUUGUGUAAUUAUUCUGUGUAUUUCUCUAUGGCCUGUGUACUUUAUAAAGGUGCUACAAAAGGAUUCACGCCCUUCAUUAGGACUUGGAGAAAAAGCUUUAGAGUUUGUAAAGGAAAACAAAAGUCAUCAUGUCCAAUUUAUAGUUUUUAUGCAAUUUGGCAAACAACACUAUAAAGGUACAAUCGCAAGUGAUUGGCACAACAA